Messenger RNA from Homalodisca vitripennis (glassy-winged sharpshooter), 578 nucleotides. Its product is annotated as microcephalin-like. Bases 79 to 279 code for a protein of 66 amino acids. NCBI's taxonomy places the organism in Eukaryota, Metazoa, Arthropoda, Insecta, Hemiptera, Cicadellidae. The record is from RefSeq and is a predicted model, not a curated record. The transcript is spliced from 2 exons.
GAGUUCAACCUGGAGCUGUUCCGGGGUGUGGGUCCACUGUACGUGUGCCGAGCCACCAUUCCCCCUGCUGCCGAUCUCAUGGAGUUGCUCCGUCUGUGUGGGGGUACCGUUGUCAGCUCUGCCCGCACCGCACGUAUCGUCAUCGGCUCAUCCUCGCCUCUGUCCCCUAACGGCCGCCGGCCACCACUUGUUGUCAGUGAGAAAUGGAUCCUUGACUCUAUCACCAAGCUCACACAGCUGAAUCCAUAUGACUACAUCGUCGGUGACUCAGAACCUUGAGUACAUUUGGAUCACAUUGGGGACAAGAUUUACAGGUAGAGUGAUGUUGGAGUGAAUGGUACUGGUUAGAAAUUAGCUGUAGUGGUGUGAUGAAGUUUCUGUUAAACUUAAGGUUAUAUUGAUCUUGUUAAAUUAUUUUUAAGUUUUAUUCAACUUUUUCUCGUUAAUCGUACAAAAACUGGGUAGUAAAUGAAAUCUUUAGUGAUAAUUACUUGAUAUUUUUAAUUUGUUGAAACUAAUCAAAAUUACAUUAAUUUUAAUACAAUACGUAAUAAAAAAUGCAUUCACAUUACAAAUUU